GCAUAGCAAGCACCAAGCUGAAGGGCCAUCCUGAACUCCUAGUUUGCUUAGCGUAAAACCUCAGGAAAGGAAAAGGGACGAGAAUUCGAAUCGAAGAAAGAGAGAGAAAAAAAAAAAAAAAAAAGCGAUGGCGGCUUCGGAUGAAACUCCAUCGGCUAAGAGAUGGCUUCCUCUUGAAGCUAACCCUGAUGUUAUGAACCAGUUCCUUUGGGGUCUGGGUCUUCCAGAGCAUGAGGCAGAAUGCUGUGACGUUUAUGGGUUGGAUGGAGAACUCUUAGAAAUGGUUCCAAAGCCUGUACUUGCUGUGCUGUUUCUUUAUCCUAUAACCUCUCAGUCUGAAGAAGAGAGAAUGAUGCAGGCUAACGAGAAACAGGAACCCAAAGGUAGAGUUUAUUUUUUGAAACAAACCGUGGGAAAUGCUUGUGGAACUAUUGGGCUUCUACAUGCUGUAGGAAACAUCACUUCCGAGAUCAAACUUGUUGAGGAGUCAUACUUGGAUAGGUUUUUCAAAACUACUGCAACAAUGGAUCCAUCGGAGCGUGCCGCAUUCCUUGAAAAGGACAGAGAAAUGGAAGUUGCUCAUUCAGUAGCAGCUACUGGCGGUGAAACUGAGGCAUCAGAUAAUGUGGACACUCACUUUAUCUGCUUCUCAUGUGUUGACGGGGAACUUUACGAGCUUGAUGGGAGAAAAUCAGGUCCAAUUUCUCACGGUCCAUCAUCACCAAACAGCCUAUUGCAGGAUGCAGCUAAAGUCAUACAGGGCAUGAUCCAAAAAAAUCCUGACUCCCUCAACUUCAACGUCAUUGCAGUUUCGAAGAAAUCGGGGGGCUUUCCUUAAGUUGGAGCACAUUGGUGCCCCUCAAAGGUGGUUCAAAGUUUAAUGCAAUAGUAGCACUUGAUGUACGCAUCUUUGUACUGAACAAUUCCUUUUCCCUGUUAACACGUGUGGUAGCAUCUUAGCAUAAGCUUACUCAACUAGCGUUAAACUGGUUUUAGACUUUGCUGAUCAUAGCAUUGAUGUACUGGCCAAGCCUGUUGGGUAUAUGGAUAGAUUUUCAGUUUUGCUUAAC
Prunus persica (peach) is the source of this 1070-nucleotide messenger RNA. RefSeq names its product ubiquitin carboxyl-terminal hydrolase 3. Gene Ontology annotation, biological process: protein deubiquitination; ubiquitin-dependent protein catabolic process. The transcript has 9 exons. The coding region runs from base 128 to 838 and encodes 236 amino acids. Lineage: Eukaryota; Viridiplantae; Streptophyta; Magnoliopsida; Rosales; Rosaceae. Gene Ontology annotation, cellular component: cytoplasm. The record is from RefSeq and is a predicted model, not a curated record. Gene Ontology annotation, molecular function: cysteine-type deubiquitinase activity.